Messenger RNA from Rotaria sp. Silwood1, 1047 nucleotides. The record is from the annotation of a GenBank genome assembly. Lineage: Eukaryota; Metazoa; Rotifera; Eurotatoria; Philodinida; Philodinidae.
GACUUCAUGAUUGAUCAAUGGCUAAACGUCGUGUUAAGCAACAAAAAAAUAUUUACUGAUGAUGAGGCGGCUGCUAUCAAAGCUAAAGUGAAUCGGUUAAAACAAAGUAUUUUGGAACAAAAUAACUUUAAAGAAGCAAGACAAUAUCGAAUUCAGCAAGCAUACAAUGAGUUUAAACAUUUCAUAGUCUUAGGUCAUCCUAGUUCAGGUAAAACUACACUAUCAAAAUGGUUGGUUAUCAAUAUGGCUAAGCAGUGUUUACGUGAGAAAAAUAUGUUUUUUGAUCAUAUUUAUUCAAGAAAAGAGAAAAUACCAAUUCUUAUUCUAAUAUGGAAAUAUGUUGAUCAAGUAAAAGAAAAUCUUACGGAAAAAAAAUCUACUUUGCUUCAGUUUAUUUAUGAAAAUUCUACUUUUAAUUCAACUUUUUUCAGUGAUGAAGAACGAAUAGAAUUAUCAUUUUUGAUGAAAGAAUCAUUAGUAGAAGGAAAUAUUUUAGUUAUAUUUGAAGGUUUAGAUGAAGUUCCUGUCCAUGUCGACCGAUCUGAUUUAAUAAAGGAAAUAAAUACAUUAUUAGAACGAGGAAUAGAUUAUGAUGUUAUGCAUGAUAAACUUACUUAUUCCGUUCAUGAACAAAAAGAUAUACAUAAUACAAGAGAUCCUACUAUCGGAAAUCGAUUUAUCAUAACACGUCGUAUUGAAGGAAAUUAUUUUGAAGAUAUCAAAUUUUUUAUUCCAAGAUUAACUAUUAAAGACAUGUCUAAUAAUGCUCUCAAAUUAUUUUGUAGUUCAUAUAUGAAAUGUAUAAACGAGAUUUCCGUUAAAACUAGGAGGGUUGGGAAAGAAAGUAAUAUCGAUCAAUUAUAUGAUGAGAUAACGCAAAACAAAGAUAUUUUUCAUUUGACAAUUAAUCCACAAUUAGCUAGUGGAAUUGCUGCAGUUUAUAAUCAAUGUGAAGGUCAAUUACCAGAGAAAAGAAUUGAUUUAUAUGAAAAAGCCAUCGAAAAAAUGAUAGAACGAUUAGUAACGCUUUAUAUCGACUCUCCAACA